Salpingoeca rosetta is the source of this 549-nucleotide messenger RNA. RefSeq lists its product as uncharacterized. The transcript has 2 exons. The coding region runs from base 1 to 549 and encodes 182 amino acids. Lineage: Eukaryota; Choanoflagellata; Craspedida; Salpingoecidae. The record is from RefSeq and is a predicted model, not a curated record.
AUGGACUUGACUGAGAAGCUCCAGAAGAGAAAACUGCAGCGCCACCAUGGGGACGCUGAGGCGAGGGAAAUCCAAGCAGCCCAAUCCCAACCCCCCGAUGAAGAAGAGUACUGGAAAACACAUGGACAUGUGCCGGACAGCGUGGAAGAGCUUCUCGAUCACAUCCACGCGUCUGCCACAACGAACUGCCUGCUCACCUGUUUUCAGACGCAAUCUCAGCUCAUCCUAGAGGCCUUCCAGAGCAUCGUGAAGGCAGAUAAAGCACAAUGGCAAGAUCUGGUGGAUCAGCACAACAAGGCAACCCUUGAUGGUGGCGACGCGGAUGACGCCAUCUGUUGGCCAUUCGUGGAAUCCGCGAAGGAUUACCACUGGGCAUAUCGUCGCGGCCGAUUCUGGAUCGAGCAAGCAGGAUCUGAGGGACCCCUGCUCAUUUGGGAAGCAGACAAUGAAGAAGUUGCACAGGACCCAGAACCUUUGUUGAAGGACGUGGCGUCUCGUGGGGAUGGUUCCCGGUAUCCAACCCACUUCAAGUUCAAAAUCAAGCGUUGA